AUGGCGAGCGGACAGAAUGAGGAGGAGUUCAGUGUGAAGGCCGGCCAAAACGUGGGCCAAGCACAAGUCAGUGACAACAACACCAACUCUUCUCAAACUUCAGGUUUUUUCCAGCAGAAAGGGGAGAAGGUGAAGAGCAUGGCACAAGGAGCAUCAGAAGCAGUGAAGAACAAACUGGGGAUGAACAGUGACAAGGACAAUGAUUAUAAGAACAAGAACCCUUUGGGCAGGAAGAAUCCUAACAACACAACUUGUCCAAGCAUGCCUGGUCAUCCUCCUUCCGAUAUUUAA
Molecule: messenger RNA, 291 nt
Organism: Brassica oleracea var. oleracea
Lineage: Eukaryota; Viridiplantae; Streptophyta; Magnoliopsida; Brassicales; Brassicaceae
Product: late embryogenesis abundant protein 1-like
Exons: 3
Coding region: 1-291 (96 amino acids)
Source: RefSeq, a predicted model, not a curated record